UAUUAGUAUUGGUAAGCGCGAAAAGCCGUCGCCCGUUCGUUCUCAUCUUCUUUUCUGAUAAAGCUGCUGUUUUGGUGCAAUUAUUGCCGCACAUAAAAAUUCGUGAGGGAAUCAACGGCUGUCCGAACAUCAAGCACAAUCACUAACCGAGCCAACAACCGAGAUUGGGCGACAGCAAGGCGACCGGCAAGAGUGCAUCGAGCUGAAUAUUAUCGUUUGUCACCUGCGUGCGUGCGUGCGAGUGUGUGUGUUGCGGUGUUGGUGUGUGGGUGUGUGUUAGUGCUUUGUUCGGCUGCGAGGCAAGGAAAUGGCCAAGAAAACCUACGAUUUGCUCUUCAAGCUGUUGCUGAUCGGCGACUCGGGAGUGGGGAAGACAUGCAUUCUGUUCCGCUUCUCCGAUGAUGCCUUCACCUCCACAUUCAUAUCGACCAUAGGCAUCGAUUUCAAAAUCAAAACAGUGGAGCUGCAGGGCAAGAAGAUCAAGCUUCAAAUAUGGGACACCGCCGGCCAGGAGCGAUUCCACACGAUAACCACGUCCUACUACCGCGGCGCCAUGGGCAUAAUGCUCGUCUAUGACAUAACGAACGAGAAGAGCUUCGAGAACAUAGUCAAAUGGCUGCGGAACAUAGACGAGCACGCCAACGAAGACGUGGAGAAGAUGAUCCUGGGCAACAAGUGCGACAUGACCGACAAGCGGGUGGUCAACAAGGAGCGCGGCGAAGCGAUUGCCCGGGAACAUGGAAUCCGAUUUAUGGAAACAUCCGCCAAAUCAAACACAAACAUCGAGGAGGCCUUCUGCGAGCUGGCCCAGGCCAUUCUGGACAAGACGUCCGGCCGUGAGUCGGCCGAGAACCAGGAGCGGGUCAUCAUCGACCGGAGGAACAACGACAAGGCGCCGGGAUACAACAAGUGCUGUGCGUAAAAGGCCCCCCCCAUACGCUGUGGGACGGAUUGGAUUGGAUUGGAUUGGAUGGGAUGGGAUGGGAUGGGAUGGAUAUACGGGGGACAGUUUUUGAAACUGCUCCAAAAAAAAAAAGAAAAAAUACAGACAGACAGAUACACUCACACGAAGACAGACAAGACACUCAGCGACACCCGACGAUAUGAAGCAAUAAGCCCAGGCCCAGUCGCCGGAGGGAACCAUUUACUUACUAAUAACUGGAACAAGCAACAGAAACAACCUACCUAAAGUUUAACGUCGAUAUAAAAAUUAAUGUAAUACGAAUAUUUGGAAGCAACUUUACAAGAUCCAUGGAUCCAUGGUAGAAGCAGACCACAAGGCUACGUUAGUUAACGCACGCACACAGACAGACACACUUUAGAAGGAAAGCAUGGACUCCGGAGCAGAAUGCACACUGGAGAUUGAAUAAACGAAAGGGUGGAUGGGGGAGACAACCUCCUCCUCCUCAAGUUAGCUAACGCUUAGCGGACGGAAGAUCAUCGGUUCCAGAUGGCGCAGCAGACAGACACAAGCAACUUUUGUAACGCAACUUUUGAUAUAUAUAUAGUCCUAUGAUUCCUUAAGCUCAUUCGUCGAUCGUUUGUCAUUAUUGCCAUCACAAUUUCUACCUGUCUCCAACCGCCACCUACUGCGACCACGACUAGGACUAGGACUACGACUACGACUACGACUACGACUAGGACUAGGACUACGACUACGACUACGACUACGACUAGGACUAGGACUCGUCUUGUUUUGUUUUUGCCUUGCAGCCUAGAUAUACAUAAACGAAUACAUAUUAUGCAUUGGAUAGUAUCAAAUAUAUAUGUAAAGAAGCA
Messenger RNA from Drosophila ananassae, 1779 nucleotides. RefSeq names its product ras-related protein Rab-10 (gene Rab10). NCBI's taxonomy places the organism in Eukaryota, Metazoa, Arthropoda, Insecta, Diptera, Drosophilidae. The transcript has 4 exons. The record is from RefSeq and is a predicted model, not a curated record. Bases 308 to 922 code for a protein of 204 amino acids. Gene Ontology annotation, molecular function: GTPase activity; GTP binding. Gene Ontology annotation, biological process: cellular response to insulin stimulus. Gene Ontology annotation, cellular component: recycling endosome; insulin-responsive compartment; Golgi apparatus.